AUGGAGAAAGCUUCCGCCGGGCAUACGCCUCCCCAUACGGCACGCUCAUCCGGUGCAGGCUCGGCUGCACCCGCUGCUCGGAUAAACCACAUGGUGACACCGACCUUUGCAGCGCACACCGAUCAACUUGUCGCCCAAAUACAGUUGUUGCUCGAGCUCCCGUCUCCAACCCCACCGACCCAUGUUGACCCGGACCCCAACACGGACCUUGUUGACCAGCCCGGAGCUCGGGGAGCAUCGAUCGAAACGUCGUCCGCAGGGCAUAGUCUGGCGUCCAACCUCGAAUGCACCUUCCGGGGGCUGUUUGAAGCUUUGUCCGUGUCGGCCGUCAGCAAUCAGGCCCUCCUGGACCGCCUGGGCCGGACCGUGCGGAUCGAGGCGGCACUCCGAUUCGUCCUGGCCAGACUCCUACCGAACGGACCACACAAUAUGCCUGCGGCCCUCUGGCGAGCCCGAGAGGAACGGGAGGCCGAAAUGGCGCUCCGGGAGAAGGUUGAACAGGAACGGGGCCAAGCCAACACUGAGCGCAACCAGCUGGAAGAGCGCGUCCGCGGACUCCGGACAGAACUCCCCCCGGCGGCUGCUCCGGCGGCUAGAGUGCAAGCCGCACAGCCUCCGGAGGUCGUGGCUUUGUUGGGCAAAGUCCGGGGACUCCAGACUCGGCAACGGGAAGCUCAGCAUGAGGCGAAAAAGUACAAAGAGUUGGCGACUCGGGUAGAAAACGCCAUUCAAGCCCAGUUAUCCUCAAUGGCUGAUCAAGUACGCGAGCUGGACCGACAACAGCGGUCGCACGAGGAGGAAGUCGCAAAGGUGAAGAAAGCGAUUCCCGGACGUCGUCCCCGCCUUCUUGGACGGGUCAAUUCGCACUUCCGCGUGACGAGCGGGCCGAUGUUUGACCGACUUCUAGAGGCGUGGGUCCGGGAUGACCCAGCCCUCUUCGAAGUCAACUGUGAGAACCUUUCCGCAUUCGCCUUCCCGACGCGACAACCUCCGUCCACACGAGCUCCCGAAUCCGCGGGGUGUCAGUCUGGCUGUCCCGACCCUUCCGACCCCGACCUCGCAAUCCGGAGCGGAGUCAUACCAGUGGUCUCCCGGGCCAACCCGCACGAUGAUUUUGGUCACAGGUGCGUCGUCCGGGGCCGCAGAUGCUUUGGUCUCUACAAAAUCGGGGUCGUCCAUGACCCCCGGGACUACCGGUACGGAAUCCGCGGACGCGGCUUCGACCCUCAUCUUCCAGCUGCCCAGGUGUCGACUCCGUCUUCGAAACGUCCCUCUCCCGGUACGUCGACGCAGUUGACGAAAAAGGCCCGACGCUCCGACCCUGAUGCAGCGGGACCCCUCGGUGCCUCCUUACCACCCCCGGUCGAUUCGGCGUAUGCCUCCGUGGUCGCGAGGAGCCCCUGGGAGCGGUACUCGACGACCCUGGUGUCGUUCGUUCCGCUUUCGUGGCAUCAGCUCCCAGAAUGGCGAGAAUUGGACCGGGUCCUUCGGUCGUUUUGGCAGAAGAUUGCCGGGACCCUGUUCCGCGUAGUCCAGGCGUACGGGGUCCAACUGCUGCGCUUCCUGUGCUACCCGCACUCCUACUCCCUGGUGACCGCCACGCAGCGAUUCCCGGACGUCGUCCCCGCCUUCUUGGACGGGUCAAUUCGCACUUCCGCGUGA
This is a messenger RNA of Aphanomyces astaci, 1662 nucleotides long. RefSeq lists its product as hypothetical. Lineage: Eukaryota; Oomycota; Saprolegniomycetes; Saprolegniales; Verrucalvaceae. The record is from RefSeq and is a predicted model, not a curated record. The transcript is spliced from 6 exons. Bases 1 to 1662 code for a protein of 553 amino acids.